AUGGUUGGCUCUAACAUUCAAGUUGGCCGAGUCCUCGGGCUCCCGGAAUUUUUCGUACGGACUGGGCCAAGAGAGGAGGUUGCGAAGGAACCAAAUUACUAUGAGAUACUGAAUGUUAGUCCCCUGGUAGACGACGAGACUCUGAGGCAAUUGCGGAGGAAACAUCUUUUGGAAUUGCACCCGGACAAAGUAGGUGACGACUCGAGGGCCUUGAACACCUUCCUCAUCUUGCGAGAGGUCUUCGAGACGCUCACAGACGGAGUGCGGCGCUGCGAGUACGACGAAGUGCACCGCAUCAAGGGGAAGUGGUCCGUGCAGACCUGCCACGACGCAUUCCGCGAGGAGUACAGGAGCAAGUUGUGGAAACAGAUCCUGGAGGAGAGAUCGAAGCGGGCCUCGGCAAAAGAACAAGGUGAUAAACAAGAAUCGUCGGAUCCGGAAGGCGAGCCGACGUCGCCGCCACUCAAGGCCAAGCCGCUGAAGCCCAAGGCCGGAAAGCCAUCCGGCCGGAGGUCUGACUCUCACAAGGCGUCUCGACCGAGAAGCGAGGAUAAGCGGCCGACGAGUCCGGGCACCCAGGCGGGGCCGGCAGUGACGGUGGUCACGGUGGAGGUCGAACCCGAAGCGAAAGAUGCUGUCGAGACCGUCACGUCGGCAGUGGCUGAAGUAUUGCUGCUGUCGGGCUUGUGA
This is a messenger RNA of Diaporthe citri, 690 nucleotides long. RefSeq lists its product as uncharacterized. Gene Ontology annotation, cellular component: nucleus; cytoplasm. NCBI's taxonomy places the organism in Eukaryota, Fungi, Ascomycota, Sordariomycetes, Diaporthales, Diaporthaceae. Bases 1 to 690 code for a protein of 229 amino acids. The transcript is spliced from 3 exons. Gene Ontology annotation, molecular function: heat shock protein binding. The record is from RefSeq and is a predicted model, not a curated record.